AAGGAGCAUACUGGGUUUUUAGAAUUGGAAUAACAUAGGGGAGGGAACUGGGAUUGAAAAAGGAGGAAAAAAAGGUGAAGAAAGUAAGAAGCGGGAAAAAAGCGUGGGAAAAUAGUAGAAGGCAGAGAAGAAAGAAGAAUUCGGAAAAGGUUGAGAAAGCAGAGAAGGGGAAAGAAGGUUUGAAUAGUAUUGGUUUCACACAGCGAAGUUUGUUGGGUCGGAGUCGCUUAAGGCUGAGUCGGUGAAUAUUGAAAGUAAAUUAUGGCAAGUAGGAGCAAUGUCAAAACUCCAAAGAAGGUUGGGGACACUACAAAUUCGAGCUUUGCUUCUCUAGAAAAUAAUUGUUAUGAAGGAGAACGUCUCACCAAUCUAUUCCAAUCAAUCCGUAGAGAGAUCCGAUCUGCAAGAGAUUCAGAUGGAACUUCCUUGCCGGAGAAAAUAUGGUUAAAGCAACAAUUCUCCAUCGGGGUCAAUGAUGUAACUCGUGUCCUUGAGCGCAUGAAACCAUGCACUGAGUUAGAAAGGUCUGAUCAGCUCUUCCCUUUAAGAAGCACCAACAAUAAAGCUCCUUCAGUUAAGCUUCAGGCUGUGCUUGUAGCUUCUGAUUGUAACCCACGAUGGCUGACGAAGCAUCUACUAAGUUUGGCUUCAUCAAGGAGUGUGCCCCUUAUCUUUGUUAGAGAUAAUAAACACGGUUCCUUCAUAUUAGGUGAACUUGUUCGACUAAAAACUGCCAUUGCUAUCGGAAUUAAGGUUAAAGACAGCAGCAUAAAUAAAAUUAUCGAGGAGGUUGUUCAAAGCGAUAGAUUUGAACCUCCACCUGACGGUAAAAAUUGAGCAAGAAUAUUUUGAUGUUGAAGGGGGUUUCUAAGACCCUUUCAGGGAUGUAAUAUUUUGGUAGAGAUGUAUAUUGGAUUCAUAACCAAUAGUAUUGGCCUCACACUCUAGAGGUGUUGUUCUGUUUUUUCU
This is a messenger RNA of Vigna umbellata (rice bean), 969 nucleotides long. RefSeq names its product Ribosomal protein L7Ae/L30e/S12e/Gadd45 family protein. NCBI's taxonomy places the organism in Eukaryota, Viridiplantae, Streptophyta, Magnoliopsida, Fabales, Fabaceae. The record is from RefSeq and is a predicted model, not a curated record.